CAGCUUGGCUCCAAGCCAGCCCAGCGGCAGGCUCAGCAGGUCCCAGGGGCGUGGCAGUGGCCAGUAGUAGAGCCGGCCCACACCGGCUAGGCAGGCAGCACAGUCCCCUGGACGGCUGAGCGUGCAGCUGCAGGAGCUUCUGUGGGAGUACAGUCAUGAGCGUUUUGCUGUACUAUGCCCUCCCUGCCCUGGGCAGCUAUGCCAUGCUCUCCAUCUUCUUCCUGCGCCGGCCUCACCUGCUGCACACGCCCCGGGCUCCCACCUUCCGCAUCCGCCUGGGGGCCCACCGAGGAGGAUCUGGAGAGCUGCUGGAGAACACCAUGGAGGCCAUGGAGAACUCCAUGGCCCAGCGCUCGGACCUCCUGGAGCUCGACUGUCAGCUAACACGGGACAGAGUGGUGGUGGUGUCACACGAUGAGAACCUGUGCCGCCAGUCGGGCCUGAACAGGGAUGUGGGCAGCCUGGACUUCGAGGACCUGCCCCUCUACAAGGAGAAGCUGGAGGUUUACUUCUCUCCAGGCCACUUUGCUCACGGGUCAGACCGGCGCAUGGUUCGUCUGGAGGACCUGUUCCAGAGGUUUCCAAGGACACCCAUGAGCGUGGAGAUCAAAGAGAAGAACGAAGAGCUCAUCCGUGAGAUAGCAGGCUUGGUGAGACGCUAUGACCGUAAUGAAAUCACCAUCUGGGCCUCGGAGAAGAGCUCGGUCAUGAAGAAAUGCAAGGCUGCCAACCCUGAGAUGCCCCUGUCCUUCACAAUAAGGCAAGGAUUCUGGGUGCUGCUUUCCUACUACCUGGGGCUGCUGCCCUUCAUUCCAAUCCCUGAGAAAUUCUUCUUCUGCUUCCUGCCCAACAUCAUCAACAGGACCUAUUUCCCAUUUUCCUGCUCUUGCCUGAACCAGCUGUUGGCUGUGGUUUCGAAAUGGCUGAUCAUGAGGAAGAGUCUGAUCCGACACUUGGAGGAGCGAGGGGUGCAGGUGGUCUUUUGGUGCCUUAAUGAAGAGUCGGAUUUUGAAGCAGCCUUCAGCGUGGGAGCCACUGGCGUCAUAACAGAUUAUCCCACAGCCCUGCGGCAAUACCUGGACAACCAUGGACCAGCUGCCCGGACCUCCUAAGUCCAGAAGCCUCAAGCUCUCCUGUUUCUCUUCCUGAAAAAUAAAUAUUUGCCUUUCGAUCA
Nomascus leucogenys (northern white-cheeked gibbon) is the source of this 1174-nucleotide messenger RNA. RefSeq names its product glycerophosphodiester phosphodiesterase domain containing 3 (gene GDPD3). Gene Ontology annotation, cellular component: endoplasmic reticulum membrane. Gene Ontology annotation, molecular function: phosphoric diester hydrolase activity; phosphatidylcholine lysophospholipase A1 activity. Gene Ontology annotation, biological process: glycerophospholipid catabolic process. The record is from RefSeq and is a predicted model, not a curated record. NCBI's taxonomy places the organism in Eukaryota, Metazoa, Chordata, Mammalia, Primates, Hylobatidae.